This is a messenger RNA of Drosophila gunungcola (fruit fly), 1046 nucleotides long. RefSeq names its product trypsin iota. Gene Ontology annotation, biological process: proteolysis. Bases 39 to 806 code for a protein of 255 amino acids. The record is from RefSeq and is a predicted model, not a curated record. Gene Ontology annotation, molecular function: serine-type endopeptidase activity. The transcript has a single exon. NCBI's taxonomy places the organism in Eukaryota, Metazoa, Arthropoda, Insecta, Diptera, Drosophilidae.
CAUGAACAACUACGAGCAGUUUGCACUUGGCUUUCGGAAUGACUGUAUACGGAAUAGUAAGAGCUCUACUGCUAUUUUUCCUCCUCGUAGCAGCAGCAGCAGCAGCAAAGGUGGAGGCCAAUGAGCGGAUAGUGGGUGGUAGUGACCAGGUCAUCCGUAAUGCCCCCUGGCAGGUCUCCAUUCAGAUCAGUGCGCGUCACGAGUGCGGCGGAGUCAUUUACAGCAAGGAGAUUGUCAUGACGGCCGGACACUGUCUGCACGGGAAAUCCGUGACCCUGAUGAAGGUCCGUGUGGGAGCACAGAAUCACAAUUACGGCGGAACAUUGGUGCCCGUGGCGGCGUACAAAGUCCACGAGCAGUUCGAUUCCCGCUACCUGCACUUCGACAUUGCUGUGCUGCGUCUGUCCACUCCACUCACCUUUGGCCUCUCGACCAGAGCCAUAAAUCUGGCCAAGAAGAGUCCUUUGGGUGGAUCGACGGUCACGGUCACCGGUUGGGGCUACACGGAUAAUGGAGCCUAUGCCGACACACUAAAGAAGGCCCAGCUGCAGAUCAUCGAUCGUGGGGAGUGUGCCUCGCCUAAGUAUGGCUAUGGUGCGGAUUUUGUGGGCGAAGAGACCAUUUGUGCUGCCAACACUCAUGCGGAUGCAUGUACAGGCGACUCUGGAGGUCCCUUGGUGGCCAACAGCCAGCUGGUGGGCAUUGUAUCCUGGGGUUACCGGUGUGCGGACGUCAACUACCCCGGUGUGUAUGUGGAUGUCGCUGUGCUGCGCCCAUGGAUAGUCAAAGCAGCCAAUGCCUUAUAAGCUGGGAGCUGGGGUCGCAAAAAUAAAAACCAUGUUUCAAAACAAAAUACAAAACAAAACCCACUUCAUUAUUCGCCCCCCAGGUGGAAUCGAACCACUUCGACGCUAAUCGACUACGGAUUUGAAGUCCGCACCUUGGACCACCAAAGCUCAGUGGGGCACUAAUAUCUACUAAAGUUUCCCCAUUUAUAAGUUCCAGAUGCAGAAAAAGCACUUGGGAAUUUUAGGAGAAUUUGUAGA